GCCUGUGGGGUGAGGCUGAGGAGUAACCCCUGGCCUUCCUCCCGGGCAGUUCUGGGAUCGCUGCAAGCUCUUCCUGAUGCCGGCCAAGCACCAGCCCGACUACGUGUUCCUGCGGCACGUCCCGCUGCGCCGCAUCCACCUCUUCACGCUGGUGCAGAUCGUCUGCCUGGCCGUGCUCUGGAUCCUCAAAUCCACCGUGGCCGCCAUCAUCUUCCCCGUCAUGAUCUUGGCCCUGAUCCUGGUGAGGAGGCUCCUGGAUUUCGUCUUCUCCCAGCACGACCUGGCCUGGAUCGACAACAUCAUCCCCGAGAAGGAGAAGAAGAAGGAGGACGACAAGAAGAAGAAGAAGAAAGGCAACAAAGGCGACAGCAGCAGCGACGAGGAGGAAAGAGGGCCUCCCCCCGGAGCUCUGCGUUCUGACUCGUCCCCGAACGGCUCCGACAUGGACCGCAGGUAACCGGGACCCCGAUCCCA
Molecule: messenger RNA, 474 nt
Organism: Zonotrichia albicollis (white-throated sparrow)
Lineage: Eukaryota; Metazoa; Chordata; Aves; Passeriformes; Passerellidae
Source: RefSeq, a predicted model, not a curated record